Molecule: messenger RNA, 681 nt
Organism: Misgurnus anguillicaudatus (oriental weatherfish)
Lineage: Eukaryota; Metazoa; Chordata; Actinopteri; Cypriniformes; Cobitidae
Product: E3 SUMO-protein ligase ZBED1-like
Molecular function (GO): DNA binding
Source: RefSeq, a predicted model, not a curated record
ACCGUAGCACCACAGCGAGCCACUCCCUGAAAGUGAAACAGCAAUGUUUGGGACUUAGCAAUCAUAAGCUGAUUACUGAUGUUGCAACAAGGUGGAACAGUGCAUUUGAUAUGAUCGAUAGGUUCUUGGAACAACAACCAGCAAUCUGUGCCACCUUGCUCUCUCCAGAAGUCAGAAAAGGGGAGUCAGACCUGUUCACUCUGACUGACACAGAUGUGACAAAUGCAGAGGAUGCUGUGAAUGCAUUAAAGCCAAUGAAGGAUGCGACCACACUGAUGUCAGAAGAGAAAAAUCCAACAGUGUCUCUCAUUGCUCCUCUAAAUGCACAACUCAUCCAGAAUAUGGCAGACACCACUGGAGACUCACCUUUGGUCCGUGAGAUCAAAAAUGCAAUUAAAACAGAUCUUAUGAAGAGGUACAACAGUGAGGCAGAGAAGAAGGUUCUUUAUACAGCCUCUGCUCUAGAUCCCCGGUUUAAGGGAAUGCCUUUUCUCACCGAGCAGGAAAAACUGGAGAUAUACAGAGGAGUGAUUGUGGAGGCUGCAUCUUUGGAGAAUGAGUGUACACCUAGCAGAACAGAAGUGUGUGAUGCGCCUGGAAGAACAUGAACCCUGGAAGAAGAAACACCCAUGGGGGACUGCCCCUCUGCUCCCAAACGAAAGGCCUCGUCGCUGCUUGUGA